GUACGAGUGUCCCAAAACUGGUGGUAGUGACACGCUGGACGUUAAAGGCUGCCCCCUCGGUUUCCACGGUGUGGUGUGGUGUGCUGCAGCUAUAAUCAGGAGCACAUUAGUCCCGCACUGGCGUCUGAAGGGCGCUAUCAAUGUGAAGUCGUGUUCAUCUGGACCCCAAAGUUAAGCACCUGCGCAUCCCGCCCAUCAUGCCGAUUCGCGCCCCGCCCCACGAGCCCGAAUCCCUUUCCUCAUAACCUAUUCCCAUUCUCAAUACGGAAAAGAAUUGAGGCAGUGGAGUGGGUUUUAAGUCCAGAGUAUGUCUGUGCGCAGAAAGCGUAAACAAAUACCAGUGGAUAAAGGAAAAGAGCACAAUGAAGAAGGAAGGAACAUGGAGACUGUUGAAAGGCUGGCCUUCAGAUGCAUGGAAAAGUGCAAGGUGGAGUCCAGCACAGACUCUGACUCGGACAUGAGCCCAGAGGCUGGGGUGUCCAGUACAUCAGAGAGUGGAACUGGAAGAAGGAGAGUGGGGCCAUGGCACUUGGCAAGAAAGAGUACAUGGCCGUCUUUAGAUCCAUAUGAUGGAUCCUCGGAAGACUCUUCAGACUCAUCCGAUUGUAGUUUGGGAAGCCAACAAGUCCUAAGUGGAGCAGGUCAACUAGAUGUUCCUGUUGACACUGCUGCAGUAAUGGAGUUAGGCCAUUUUGAGAAAGAUCUCCAAGCUGAUGUGCACAUGAGGUCCUUUAGUGAUUCUGAAGUGCUCCCCGUGUCUGUCCUGCAACUUGAAGGACCACUGGAGAAGUUGCAUGACUCUGGCAUUCAUUCAGAAUUGUCUUUCUCAACCAUCAUUGGAUCAACAGAAAGUCCAUCUGGUACAAUGAAAGUUGAGUCGUGCAGACCUCUCUCUAGAGUGAGUAUGCAGGAUCCCUUACAGAAACGCAAACUCCUCUGCCAUGCAGAUACGGGGGAAUGCUUGCACAAGAAGCAGCGUGUAAUCCAUUUAGAGGACACAGAGUGACACCUGCCAUUCAUUAACAAGGGAUGUUUUCUGAAGAGGAGUUUCUGUUGAAGAUCACCGUUGCACUGCACUUUGUUUUGUGAACCUUUCUUGAGGUGUUGUUUACUUUGAAAAAUAUUUAAGUUCUUGGUUUUUGAUUGCACUCAUUAAAGAUUUAUUGAUUUUUUUUUUUUA
Molecule: messenger RNA, 1180 nt
Organism: Erpetoichthys calabaricus (reedfish)
Lineage: Eukaryota; Metazoa; Chordata; Cladistia; Polypteriformes; Polypteridae
Exons: 6
Coding region: 308-1006 (232 amino acids)
Source: RefSeq, a predicted model, not a curated record